Lynx canadensis (Canada lynx) is the source of this 2429-nucleotide messenger RNA. It is a transcript of the gene PLCD4, whose product is annotated as phospholipase C delta 4. The record is from RefSeq and is a predicted model, not a curated record. Gene Ontology annotation, molecular function: phosphatidylinositol-4,5-bisphosphate phospholipase C activity; calcium ion binding. NCBI's taxonomy places the organism in Eukaryota, Metazoa, Chordata, Mammalia, Carnivora, Felidae. Gene Ontology annotation, biological process: lipid metabolic process; intracellular signal transduction.
GCGAGAGGAGCACAAGAACCCAGCUGGGUUUCCUCGUCCCACAGGAGAGGGCGUCGCAGAGCUCACAGACAGGACUGCUCUCCUGCUCGCGGUGACUCUGGCACCAGCUUGUGGAGCAGUAGGUGAUGGUGUCCUUGAUGCAAGGCCGGCUGCCCAUCAAUCAAGAUGUGCUGCUGAUGCAGAAAGGCAUGCUGGUGCGCAAGGUGAGGUCCAAAAGCUGGAAGAAACUAAGAUACUUCAGACUUCAGGAUGAUGGCAUGACAGUCUGGCAUGCCCGGCAGGCAGGAGGCAAGGCCAAGCCCAGCUUCUCAAUCUCUGAUGUGGAGACAGUGCGUGAGGGCCAUGAGUCUGAGCUGUUGCGCAGCCUGGCAGAGGAGUUCCCCCUGGAGCAGGGCUUCACCAUCGUCUUCCAUGGCCGCCGUUCCAACCUGGACCUGGUGGCCAACAGCGUUGAGGAGGCCCAGAUAUGGAUGCAGGGGCUCCAGCAUUUGGUGGACUUUGUCACCAGCAUGGACCAAAAGGAGCGGCUGGACCAGUGGCUGAGUGACUGGUUCCAGCGUGGAGACAAGAACCAGGAUGGUCGCAUGAGUUUCCCAGAGGUCCAGCGGUUACUACACCUGAUGAAUGUGGAAAUGGACCAGGAAUAUGCCUUGCAGCUUUUCCAAGCAGCAGACACAUCCCAGUCUGGGACUCUGGAAGGAGAAGAAUUUGUAGAGUUCUAUAAGGCGUUGACUAAGCGCCCUGAGGUAGAGGAAGUGUUUGAAAACUUUUCAGCUGAUGGGCAGAAGCUGACCCUGCUGGAAUUUGUGGAUUUCCUCCGAGAGGAGCAGAAAGAAGGAGAAAGAGCUUCAGACCUUGCUCUGGAACUCAUCGACCGCUAUGAGCCUUCAGAUAGUGGCAAAGUGCGACAUGUGCUGAGCUUGGAUGGCUUCCUCAGCUACCUCUGCUCGAAGGAUGGAGAUGUCUUCAACCCAGCCUGCCUCCCCAUCUACCAGGAUAUGACUCAACCCCCGAACCACUAUUAUAUCAACUCCUCUCACAACACCUACCUAGUGGGGGACCAGCUUUGUGGCCAGAGCAGCGUCGAAGGAUAUAUACGCGCAUAGAAAGGGGGGUGCCGCUGUGUGGAGGUGGAUAUAUACGGACCUAGUGGGGAGCCUAUCGUUUACCAUGGACACACCCUGACCUCCCGCAUCCCGUUCAAAGAUGUCGUGGCCACUGUAGCACAGUACGCCUUCCAGACAUCAGACUACCCAGUCAUCUUGUCCCUGGAGAACCACUGCACCUGGGAGCAGCAGCAGGUCAUGGCGCUUCAUCUGACCGAGAUCUUGGGGGAGCACUUGCUGAGCACAACCUUGGACGGGCUGCUGCCCACUCAGCUGCCCUCGGCCUGAGGAGCUUCGAGGAAGAUCCUGGUGAAGGGGAAGCUACAGACCCUUGAGGAGGACCUCGAGGAAGAGGAAGAGAGGAAGUGCUGGAGUCCUCAACUGGAGGGAGAACAGGAGGCUAGGCCAGAGCUGGAGGCCCAGUUUGAGUCUGAGCCCCAGGAGCUGAGCCCCCGCAGUAAGGACAAAAAGAAGAAAUCCAAACCCAUCAUGUGUCCAUCCUCCUCUGCCCUGGUUGUCUACUUGAAGGCCGUCUCAUUCCAUAGCUUCACUCACUCGAGGGAGCACUACCGCUUCUAUGAAACAUCAUCUUUCUCUGAAACCAAGGCCAAGAGCCUCAUCAAAGAGGCUGGCAAUGCGUUUGUGCAGCACAACGCCUGGCAGUUAAGCCGUGUGUAUCCCAGUGGCCUGAGGACAGAUUCGUCCAACUACAACCCCCAGGAACUCUGGAAUGCGGGUUGCCAGAUGGUGGCUAUGAAUGUGCAGACUGCGGGGCUGGAGAUGGACAUCUGUGAUGGGCUCUUCCGCCAGAACGGUGGCUGUGGCUAUGUGCUGAAGCCAGACUUCCUGCGUGACAUCCAGAGUUCCUUCCACCCAGAGAGGCCCAUCAGCCCUUUCAAAGCCCAGACCCUCCUAAUCCAGGUGAUCAGUGGUCAGCAACUCCCCAAGGAGGACAUGACUAAAGAGAGGUCCAUUGUGGAUCCACUGGUGAGAGUUGAAAUCUUCGGUGUCCGCCCAGACACAACCCGGCAAGAGACGAGCUACGUGGAGAACAAUGGUUUUAAUCCAUACUGGGGGCAGACACUAUGCUUCCGGGUCCUGGUGCCUGAACUGGCCCUGCUGCGUUUUGUGGUAAAUGAUUACAACUGGAAAACCCGACACGACUUUAUUGGGCAGUACACACUUCCUUGGACCUGCAUGCAACAAGGCUACCGCCACAUACACCUACUCUCCAAGGACGGCACCAGCCUCCAUCCAGCCUCCAUCUUUGUGCAUAUCUGCAUCCGGGAAGGACUAGAGGGGGAUGAAUCUUAAGGCGGGCAC